Messenger RNA from Vicia faba (fava bean), 402 nucleotides. The record is from the annotation of a GenBank genome assembly. NCBI's taxonomy places the organism in Eukaryota, Viridiplantae, Streptophyta, Magnoliopsida, Fabales, Fabaceae.
AUGGAGCUUGUUCUUGUAAGGAUUAUUGGUAGCACAAAAGUUGACCUUGGAUUAAUUGUUGUAACAUGUAAAAGGAAAACUUGUAGAGAAAUACCCAUGUACUAUGAGCUGCUAGCUUUGAUACCUAAUUUGGCUGUCAAGACAAAUUGCAAAUUCCAAGGAAUUUUUUCUAUUUGCAUGGACAUGAUUUCAGAUUUUAAACGUAAAUCAUAUGGUCGUCAUAUAGGACACAUAGAGAGGGAAAACCAAACUCAUUCUUGGAAGUUCUUUGGUCAGAUACUGUUGGCGAUCUGCAGUGUAUCAGCUCUACAGUUCAAGCCUUUGUCAAAUCCCGAAGGAAAUGGAAACGAACAUCAAUAUGCUUACAACGACCAUGCAUUAUUGGAUUCUUCGAAAGUUUAA